AAAGGCGCACAGAUCUAUACACCGGCCAGGGAUGAAGGGCAGAAAAGUAGCAGAGGGAGGGAGAAGUGGUCGAGGGACUGUUGUUGGAGAGGAACCCCCAGCAGAACCUGACGGCCCCCCUCAUCCCCUCUCAGCCUUGUUUCGUCUCUAUGUUUACGCUCUGCACGGCUGCCUCUGCGAGGUGGCCUUCACCGCCAUGUACGACUGGUGCAGCACCCGGGACCAGAGGCUGCCGGGCCACAGCAGCAUCUGGGCGCUGCCCAUGUACGGCUCCGCCAUCUUCUGCAUGGAGGCCCUGAGGGCCCGGCUGCUGGCCCAGAGCCGCUCGCUCCCUGCGAGACUGGCAGUUUACACUUUAUUCAUUUACAUGUGGGAGUUCAGCUGGGGCGUGGGGCUGAGUCUGCUGGGGGCCUGUCCGUGGGAUUACUCAGCACAUCGUUACAAUCUGGGAGGACUGGUGACUCUGGAUUAUGCCCCUGCCUGGGCUGUAGCUGGACUUAUAGCGGAGCAGCAUGUAAUCAAGAAUACGUUAAGGAUAAGAUUGAAAAACAACUGAUUUCAUCAGUUAAAUUAUGUCCUUCCAAAAUCACCCACAUGACAUUUAAUGUCAUUUUUAGCUGGAACAACACAAUGUUAGUGUAUUUUUAACACUGUCAUAAUUAAAAAUGUGAAGAUUUUUUAAAAUUUACAAUCAAGUGCUAGGUAAGAAUAAUAUUGAAAAAAUGAUUACUUUCAUGAUUAUCUUAAACAAUAUCCUUCCAAAAUCUCCCUAACAUUUCAUGUCAUUUUUUUGCAGAAACAACACAAUGCUAUUGUAUUUUUAACGUUUAAUUAUUAAAAAGGUUGAGAUUGUUAAUGUCCAAUUAACAGUGCACUAAAGAUAACAUUGAAAAAUGACUUAUUUCAUGAUUUUCUUAAGUUAUGUCGUUCCAAAAUCAACCACAUGACAUUUAAUGUCAUUUUCAGCUGGAAUAACACAGUAUUACUGUGUUUUUAAUGGUUUCAGAAUUAAAAAUUGUAAGACUUUUAAUCUCUAAUUAAUAAUACGCUAAGGAUAAGAUUGAAAAACAACUGAUUUCCUAAUAAUCUUAAACUAUGUCCUUCUAAAAUCACCCAACUUUUAAUAGACUUCAAGCAAUCUCAGUUUCUGGUUGUGAACUGAAGUAUAGAGUAAAUUAUGCAUUUAACCUAAAAUUAAAUGUAUCCUGCUAUGUUGUCUUCCAUGUUGCUGUUUUAUUUUGUUUUUAUUUAAUUUAUAAACUGAA
This is a messenger RNA of Poecilia reticulata (guppy), 1265 nucleotides long. RefSeq names its product transmembrane protein 229b-like. The record is from RefSeq and is a predicted model, not a curated record. Lineage: Eukaryota; Metazoa; Chordata; Actinopteri; Cyprinodontiformes; Poeciliidae.